This is a messenger RNA of Rotaria socialis, 415 nucleotides long. NCBI's taxonomy places the organism in Eukaryota, Metazoa, Rotifera, Eurotatoria, Philodinida, Philodinidae. The record is from the annotation of a GenBank genome assembly.
AUGGGUAUUCAAGCAAUCGACAUCUAUCGUCAAAUAUCAUUAGAUUUAAUUGAUGCAAUAACUCAUACUUGCACUUUAAAUGCAUGUUCACAUUCUGGACUUGUUCAAGAAGCGCUUUCAAUAUUUGAAAACAUUCAAAUAAAAACAGUUUCAAUUUAUACUACAAUGAUUGAUUGUCUUAGUCGUGCAUCACUUUCUCAAGAAGCACAAAAUUUACAAGAAGAAUAUGAACGUUCUCAUCCACCAUCAUUACCUAUGUAUAGUUAGUAUCGCUGAGGAUAAACGUCUUAUCUUUUCUUAAAAUAUUGAGGAUGAAUAGAUAAAUUCUUUUGUUUUUUACAGAAUCUUAUGUAAACUGUUAACAUAAAAAGGAAAGAAAAGAAGUCUACAAAAAAAACUUCAAUCAACACGCUCC